Messenger RNA from Nymphaea colorata (pocket water lily), 1743 nucleotides. Its product is annotated as putative two-component response regulator ARR21. Gene Ontology annotation, molecular function: DNA binding; DNA-binding transcription factor activity. The record is from RefSeq and is a predicted model, not a curated record. The coding region runs from base 195 to 1610 and encodes 471 amino acids. NCBI's taxonomy places the organism in Eukaryota, Viridiplantae, Streptophyta, Magnoliopsida, Nymphaeales, Nymphaeaceae. The transcript has 6 exons.
UCAAUGCAGCGAAUACUUGUUCAUGGUGGCUUUUUAAUUAUUGUCUCCCGUCCUCUCUUCUCCCCUUCACCUCCCACAGCUAUGUGAAAUGGCAUCAAACCCGCCGAUUUUCCGGCAAUCCUCCGGUGGAGAUCCGAUAGCGAAUCACCGUUCAAGUCUCUAGGGAGAGACAGAGUAGGGAGGCAGACGGUGGGAUGGAGAAGAUUGAGAGUGGUGAGGAGCAAAGUGGUAGCACCAGCGAUGACAGGAGAAAUCCGCCACUCACACCAAGAAAGAGAUCUGCGGAAUCCGACGAGGAAAACAGCGUGUCGAAGAAGAGUUCGGAGCCGCCGGCGGAGUCGAGUGGCGGGAGAAGUGGAUCCGGCGGUGGAACGGGCUCCGUUCGGCAGUAUGUCCGGUCGAAAAUGCCUCGGUUGAGGUGGACUCCUGACCUCCAUCUUUGCUUCGUCCAUGCUGUAGAGAGACUUGGUGGUCAAGACAGGGCUACACCCAAAUUGGUUCUUCAAUUGAUGAACGUAAAGGGACUGAGUAUUGCUCAUGUCAAGAGUCAUCUCCAGAUGUAUAGGAGCAAGAAGAUCGAUGAUUCUGGGCAAGUCAUAGCUCAAGGGGAUAGAGACCAUAACAGUAGGAUGUUCGUGGGAGGAGGAGGGAGAGAGCAUGCCAUGUACUAUACAGGAAGGGGAGAGUUUAGAAUGGACAAGACCGGGUUUUUUGCUGCAGGCAGGAAUAUUCUGCCGUCGUCGGAGCAUCAUCAUCAUCUGUAUGGGCUCCUGCAGCGGCCUAUGAUCCAGCAGCCCUAUGAUCUGAAACCCAAUACUUUCAGAAACCCGGAUUGGAUUUUCAAGCCCUACAUCGGUGGUCAGCCUGUACAUACGAGAUCACCAGCUAGCCUACUGACAAGAAUGGAAAAGCAGCAAGGACCAAGCCCAACACCUGAAGUCCAUGGAUACCUCCCAGAUUCCAUCCACAGGAACCCUAGCAGCAAGACGACCACCCCUCACUUCCUUCACACGAAGGACGCGUUCUCGGCAGAUGGGUCUCUCAGGUUCAGCAAGUUGCUUGAAGAAAGAAAGCACCCCUACCUUCACAAGCAGCUGAACGAAUACUUCAGCCAUGAUCCACCAAGCGAAGCACAAAACCGUGACGGUAAAACUACCCUCAAUUUUGAUCUGAACCCGCCCUCCCAUGCCUUGCCCGUUCAGCAGCCUAACUCUCUAUCGCCUUCCACCUUCAUCAUUCAGAAUCCGAGCCUUGAGCGGCUGAAUCCGACGUUGGGAGCGGAGAGUAUCAAAGAAGAACAGAUCAACGGUGGAAGGGAGAAGAGGAGGGUGGAGAGGUUGCCCAAUCUGCAGCUAACACUAAGUCGAAGUUCGGGAGAUGAAGAGGAAGAGAAUGCCAAGAGUGGUUCUCGUGAGAAUGAGGAAGAGUUAGACGAUUCCCUGUCGCUCUCCUUAUUCUCGUCUUCAUCUCCUGCAUCCAAGAAACAAGCACAAGGCAACAAAGACGCCAUGAGAACUGGUUUUCAUUUCUUUCAAGCAGACAACAGCAAGCAGGCCGCCGGGAGGCUGAGUACUUUGGAUCUGACCAUGUCGAUUGGAGCAUUGGAGUGAGAUCUUACAGUACUUGUCUCAAAGGCCUGAGAUAGUUUACUUUCCUUUUCUUUCUUUUCUUCUUCCUUUAAUCUAUCUUAUUUUUGUUUCUUCUUCACUAUCUUCCCCCUCUUGUAUUUCGAAAAAUAAGAAA